Anolis carolinensis (green anole) is the source of this 6981-nucleotide messenger RNA. RefSeq names its product hedgehog interacting protein (gene hhip). The transcript is spliced from 14 exons. The coding region runs from base 472 to 2625 and encodes 717 amino acids. The record is from RefSeq and is a predicted model, not a curated record. Lineage: Eukaryota; Metazoa; Chordata; Lepidosauria; Squamata; Anolidae.
GAAGAAGAAAAGAGCGAGCGAAACAUGAGAGCCCGAGUGAGCUCCAGCUCCCGACGGCAGCAGCAGAAAAGGAGGCAUCCUCCAAACCGGGCUGUCCUCUUCCUCCUCUUCCAGCCUCUUUUCUAUGGGACCAAGAGCCGGGCGCGCUUCUCGCCUCCAGCUUUGCCUGCUUCUCCUCUCCUUCCCUCGUUGCCUCCUCUUUGGACGUGGGGCUCGUGAUUGAGAGACAGAGAGAGCAAGCAAGCAAGCCUCUCUCUCCUUCAGCAUCUCUCCUGGACCCUUCUCUUAUUAUUAUUUUUAUUUUUAUUUUUGCGCACGUGCGUUUUCCCCUUCCGUCCCCAAAAGCUCCCUCCUUGACACACUCGUCCCCCCUUUUUACAUUUUUAUCCUCUCCCUCUUGGAAGUUUGGAAGAAGAAGAAGAGCCGGUGCUUGGAUUGAUCGCCUUUGGGAUUGUGGCGCCGAGGCGGAGCAUGAUCGGGCUGAAGAUGCUCCCGCUGAAGCUGCUCCUGGUGGCCCUGCUGCUCUGCUUCUUCGAAGGCGAGGCCAAGUUCGGCGAGAGCGGGGCCAGGAAGCGGCGCUGCUUGAACGGGAGCCCGCCGCGGCGCCUCAAGAAGCGGGACCGGAGGCUGAUGCUCCUGGAGCCGCCGCAGCCCAGCGAGCUGCUCUGCCGGAGCCUCUACCCGCGCCUCUCCUGCUGCCCCAGGGCCGAGGGACCCGCCUCCCUCCAGAUCGAGAACAACAAGAUCUUUUCUGUUACCAACAACACAGAGUGUGUGAAGCUGCUGCAGGAAAUCAAAUGUGCACACUGCUCACCAAAUGCUCAUAGCCUGUUCCACACAACGGAGAAAGAAGCAUUGGAAAGAGAAUUAGCCCUUCCUUUCCUGUGUAAGGAUUAUUGUAAAGAAUUCUAUUACACUUGCAGAGGUCACCUACCAGGUUUCCUUCAAACUACAGCAGAUGACUUUUGUUUCUACUACACAAGAAAAGAUGGUGGAUUGUGCUUUCCAGAUUUUCCAAGAAAGCAAAUUCGAGGACCAGCUUCUAACUAUUUGGACCAGAUGGAAGAAUAUGGCAAAGGAGAAGAUAUCACCAGGAAACACAAACACAACUGCUUGUGCCUUCAUGAAGUUGUAAGUGGCAUGAGACAACCUGUUGGAGCAAUGCAUUCUGGAGAUGGAUCACAAAGACUCUUCAUCCUUGAGAAGGAGGGAUAUGUAAAGAUUUUCACACCUGAAGGGGAAAUAAUCAAGGAACCAUUUCUGGAUAUACACAAACUUGUUCAAAGUGGAAUAAAGGGUGGAGAUGAAAGAGGUCUCUUAAGCCUUGCAUUCCAUCCCAAUUACAAAAAAACCGGAAAGCUUUAUGUGUCCUAUACCACCAACCAAGAGCGAUGGGCCAUUGGCCCACAUGACCAUAUUCUUAGAGUCGUAGAAUAUACCGUUUCCAGGAAAAAUCCACAUCAAGUUGAUACAAGAACAGCAAGAGGUUUUCUAGAAGUUGCAGAGUUACAUAGAAAACAUCUUGGAGGACAACUGCUAUUUGGCCCUGAUGGAUUUUUAUACAUAUUCCUUGGUGAUGGGAUGAUCACAAUAGAUGAUAUGGAGGAGAUGGACGGUCUAAGUGAUUUCACAGGUUCUGUGUUGCGCCUGGAUGUUGACACUGAUUUCUGCCAUGUGCCUUAUUCCAUACCACGAAGCAACCCACAUUUUAACAGCACCAAUCAACCCCCUGAAAUUUUUGCCCAUGGACUCCACAAUCCAGGCAGGUGUGCUGUGGAUCGCCACCCAACUGAUGUCAACAUCAAUUUAACAAUACUUUGUUCAGACUCUAAUGGGAAGAACAGAUCUUCUGCAAGAAUACUUCAGAUAAUUAAAGGGAAAGAUUAUGAGAGUGAGCCUUCACUUUUGGAAUUCAAGCCAUUCAGUAGUGGGCCACUGGUUGGUGGAUUCGUAUACCGAGGCUGCCAGUCUGAAAGACUAUAUGGAAGUUACAUAUUUGGAGAUCGCAAUGGAAAUUUUUUAACACUGCAGCAGAGUCCCAUGACCAAACAGUGGCAAGAGAAACCACUAUGUCUGGGCAACAGUGGUUCAUGCAGAGGUUCCUUUUCAGGACAUAUUUUGGGAUUUGGUGAAGAUGAAUUAGGUGAGGUUUAUAUCUUAGCUAGUACUAAAAGCAUGACACAAUCGCACAGCGGAAAACUCUACAAAAUUGUUGACCCAAAAAGACCUUUAGUCCCAGAAGAAUGCAAAAGAACAGCUCUUCCUGCACAGAUAUUGACAUCUGAAUGCUCAAGGCAUUGUCGAAAUGGGCACUGCACUCCCACUGGAAAAUGCUGCUGUAAUCAAGGCUGGGAAGGGGAGUUCUGCAGAACUGCAAAAUGUGAUCCAGCCUGUCGACAUGGAGGUGUCUGCAUACGACCAAACAAGUGCUUGUGUAAAAAAGGCUAUCUUGGUGUUCAGUGUGAACAAGUGGAUAGAAACAUCCGAAGAGUGACAAGGGCAGAAAAGUCUUCCCACACAGAGAGAAGGGAAGAGCAAGUGUGCCCUUCGUCCCACAGUUCAUCAAACACCUGUUCCUUUGCCAAUAGUGUGCAAUGUUUUAAGCAAUGUAGCUUGACAUUUUAACCAAACAUUCCCAUACCUUCUGCAAAGGGAAUGCCUAUAAAGUGAAUUCUUCAGUCACUGAGUAAGAUCACUCAAUUUCAUAAAUUUUAGUACAGCUGUAGGUUGUAAGAAAAAAUGAGAAACACAACCUGUUCUUGUCCAAAUGAAGAUGUUAUAGAAAGAGCAAAAGGAUACAUGGUCUACACUUGGCAUCCACCUAUGAUUACUCUUGGGUUUCAAAUGACCUCCUGACAAAUGGAAAUUGGUUGAGAAAUCUUGGUCGAGUGCUUAGUGAACAAUGGUCUGCAUUAAAAAGUGCAUGCAUAAUUUUGCACAAUGUAGAUCCAACUGACACUCUAUUCAGAAAGGGUUCAGGAUUAAAUGAGCAUGGAGAACCAAAUUACCCUCUUGCCCAAGAAAAGGGUGGUCUCUUGCAAUCCUACUAGCACCUCAUUGGCUAAGCAGUGUGACAAAUCUCGCAAUGAACCUUGCAAUAGUCUGCAUCUGUAGGUUAAUAGCAGCCUUUUGUCUCCAUUGCUUUCUCCCUAUAGUCCUGUUACUGAAUCACAUCACAAAAAGUUUUACAAUUUUAAAAAAAUGUCCUGGCAACCAUUUUUGUACACUGACCUUACCAUCUAAGCUUCUCCUGUUCAACGUGGGGGUGACAUUAACAAAAUGUGAACCUCUAGAGAAUAAGACAGCUGUCUAAAUCUGUCAAAUAGUACCAUUUUACAGCACAUAGUACUGUUCAUAGCUUUGGCAAAAUAAGAAUAAAAUUACCGCAACAUUUACAAGCAACUCACAUGUAGAAUUUCAAAUAGCUGGUAUUCCCUUGCAAGCCUGGGGAAUGGAGCAGAUGGGAAGGGCAUUUAUUUCCAAGUGAACACAAGGUUGUAUGUUUCAAGCAAAUAUUUUCAAUCCCUACAUUUUUCAAUCAAUUUAAAUAAUGCACAGUUUAUCGUGGUAAUAAGAACCUCACACAUCAUCUUACAAGGUUAAAGCUAAGACAUGUUGAUUCAGCAUAAGCACAGGGAUACUGUAUUAUCACUGCCUUUAGAGGUGAUUUGUUUAAAGGUUUAAAUUGCAAUGCUAUGUUAAAUUAAUGCGACAUACCCCUGAGUAGAGAUAAAUAGGAUUGCACAUUUGGUGGAAUAUACUAUAUAUUAAGUAAAACAUUUUUAAAUUAUUUGAGUGACAACAUUAUUGCUAAUAAAAGUUCAAAGAACGAGACCCUAAAAAUAAAGUUACAAUAAAUCAUUUAUUUCCAGUCAAAAUAUGAAGUUGACACAUCAGUUAGUUUAUAUGGUAAAACAAACCAAAAUCACACAAGAACCAAAAGAUAUUUGUCCUUGGGUUCAGAUUUUUGUCCUUCUGUUCUGGUUUACAGUUCUAAUAAGGUUAUUAUGAAAUCUUGUUAUUAUUUCCACAGCAAUUUAUUUUGGAAUGAGAAAAGAAGACAUCUUUCAGGUUUUCCUACUCUCAAAUAUAACCCCCCCCCCAAAUGUUUAUAUUUACUUUAUAAAUUGAAUUGACUGCAAUAAUUUAUACACUGUGUUUUAAGAAUGCAAAUAAUAAUGACACAGUCAUCUUCCUCUCUCAUGAUAAAUAUGGUGCUAUUAAAUAGCUAUACAGGCCAUUUACCAAUCUUUCGGAUCAUUUUGUGUGUCAGUGUGCUAGCAAAAGUGCAAUGAUCAACUGCAGCAGUCAAAUAUACGUGAAAUGUAUGGAAGCAGGGAGAAUCAGGUCAUAAUGGCUUCUAGAAUUAAAGAUGGAAGCAUUUUCAAUGUCAGCAUCUCUAUUUCCAUUAAUUUCAUUGAUUUAUGACUGCUCAAACCUAGAGCGAGUUCUACCAUUAAAUUGAUGAGACAGCAAAUGUGGUCUAGCAGCACUGAGAGAUCCCAAUCUGUUUCUCCUAAAUCUCAGAGGUAAGUCUUUUCUGUCUCUAGGAAAACACAGAAGUGUGUAUCAUACUAUCCGACAAGAUACCCCCAACUCUCCUGCUGUCUUCAAGUAUGGAAUAGGAGUCUGAGCCAUUGCUAUUGUUUCAACUACCAAUCCAUUAUGUGGAUAUGAAAUAGAAAGGGACACCUUUUUAUCUUUUGCUUCAGGAUACAAAAUAGCUUUGGCAGGCCCUGUUCAAAGUUUAAUCAACUACUAUAUCUGUCAUUAUUAAGGGUUGCUCAAUCACAUAGUAUGCAGGCCCCAUGUUUAUCUGCCUCUGUCAAAGCCGGACGGGAAAAAGCAGGAUUUUUCAUAACGGCGGGUUAGUCAAUCAUCAUUCCUGUGUUGCAUCACAUUCUGGUAGUCAUUCCAUUCCCGUCAGAUUGUUUGUAUAUUUUUAAUACCAGCCUACCCAGUGAAGCAAACAUAAAGAAGUUUGCAUCACCAGAAUCCCAUUCUGGCCCACUUACAAUUGGUAAUUAUAGAAUAGAGCUAGACAAAUAGCAAUUCUAGGGUCUCAUGCAAUUUCAACCUAAUUGGGUGUAGCCCUCUAUUUAGCUCUGAGGCAAUAGCAAUCAGUCACUCUCUCGUGCAAAGAGGUUCCUCUAGAGCUGCUAUAGAGGUGAUAGAAUGUCAUCAUGAACAAGGAGAAUUGUCUAAGGCUUUCAUGGUCAGAAUCACUGGGUUGCUGUGAGUCUUUUGGGCUAUAUGGCAAUUUUCCAGAAGCUUUCUCUUCUGAUGUUUUGCCCACAUCUGUGGCAGGCAAUCUCAGAGGUUGUGAGAUUUGGGUGAAAUGUCAGAAGAGAAAGCUUUUAGAACAUGGCCAUACAACCCGAAAGACUCAUAGCAACUAGAAUUGUCAUGAACUAAAAAAAAAAAAUGCUAGUAUUUAAUUAAUAUUUGAAAAAUAGCUAGAGUUCCCUUGGUAUGCAAUAAGGAAACAGCAAGUACAGUUUCAUGUGUUCUGAGGUUCAGCCCUUUAGCCUUUUAAGCUUAAAUCUAUUUUUUAAAUUCACUAUUGAAACUUUAAAAGAAAGUAUAGACAAAACUAAGAUAUCCUAAUAUCUGUACAGUGGAGCCCCCAGUGGCACAAUGGGUUAAAUUCUUGUGCCAGCAGGACUGCUGAUCAAAAGACUGGCAGUUCGAAUCUGGGAGAGGGGUGAGCUCCCAUCUGUCAGCUCCAGCUUCUCAUGCAGGGACAUGAGAGAAACCUCCCACAGGAUGGGAUAUCCCCUGGGCAACAUCCUUGCAGACAGCCUAUUCUCUUACACCAGAAGCAACUUGCAGUUUCUCAAGUCACUCCUGAGAUGAAAAAAAAUCUGUACAGUCAUAUACAGUAGGUCCAUGUAUUAUGUGAGGGAUUUGUUUGAGCAAUAUGAUCUUUGUGUAAAUUCUGGAACCCUUUUUCCGGGAAGAGAAUUUGCCAGUUUCGUUUGGGUAUGCCAGUAUGUUGCCGAGAGUUGAAAAUGCUGUACAUACAGUCAAAAUACUCUUUUGCCUGCAGAGAGGGGAGUAACUGAAGGGAAGAUUCACAUGUUGGGGUGCGGCUUACCUGUGCUGAGCUCUCAAAAACAGCUUCUUCUCCAGGUGCCAUAUCUGGCGGGAAUACAGCCAUACUUCUUGCUCUGCCAAGAACAAGGUUUCUCUCCUUUCUCUUUUGAGAGAAGCACAGCUAGGUCUCUGUUAACUCUUCCAGGAGAGGAAGGAGAUGAACCAUUUCCUCUGCUGAGAGAAUCACGCUUGGGCUAUCCACUUGAUUCAGCACCCAAAUGAAGUGCUUUUGGGAAUUUGGCACAAGCAUUCUUGUCCCCUGCUGCUCUCGCCUUUAUCCAUGGAAGGGUUCCUCACAUACAACUGAAACCGUGUAACAUGAAUUCACAUAAUAUGUGGGCCUACUAUCUAGAUAUAUACGACAUUUGUAAAUUAAUAAUUUUAAUGAAUAUCUAAAAAACAAAGAAAAUAAACAUGCACCCACUCCUCAAUGGAAUAAAAAGAGACAACAUAAAUUCAUUUUGGUUCUAACUCUUCAAUCCUCAUUCAACAAAAUUUGCCUUAAUGUGAUAAUUUGCAGGAUUAUAUUUACAAGAAGUAAAGAGUUUUAUUAUUUAAAAGUUUAACUUUUUAAAGUAACAUACUAUCCUUAAACUUUUUUCAAAUCACACGUGUGCAGAAAUCUUCAUUCUACACAUUGCAUGUUGUCAUUGCACUGCUCGUACUAUAUAUAGGCAUUUUACCAUUAUACAAAGAUGGGAGGAAUUUGAUUCAACAAAGAAUAAAGUGCCAUAUACAAAGUCUUGCUUUUUGAUGCUGCACAAUAAAAUCUACCUAUUGUUAAUUAAUGUAACUUAACAUAUUACUUAUUUGUAUGUUUUCCUGCAACUUUCCAUGCAUUGUCUAUUUUAUUAUAUAUUGACAAUAAAAAAAUCUACUUUUUAA